Molecule: messenger RNA, 1110 nt
Organism: Lodderomyces beijingensis
Lineage: Eukaryota; Fungi; Ascomycota; Pichiomycetes; Serinales; Debaryomycetaceae
Source: the annotation of a GenBank genome assembly
AUGUCAAUCAACCCGAAAUUUAAACUAUUCAAGAUCCAAACCUCAACCCAACAGGCCCAAAAACAAUCGGGUAGUGAUGAUUAUGAUGAUGAUGCUCGUCCGAGCAAGCAGAACCACGUCAAGCUGAAGAGACUGAAAGGUGGCCAGAAACAGAAGCGGGAUAUUUUCGAAGCCACGUCGAGCAUACUAUCAGAUUACGACGAGUUGGAAAUCAUUGAUGAUGACCAGUCGCUGUAUGUUCUAUUCAAUCCAAAGACUGGCAGCAGCAAAAAUGAAGAAGACGAUAUCCUUUCGCUUACAAAUACACUGAGGGCGGCAGACUCGAAAGUAUCCGACAACGAGGACGAAGAGGAGGACUACGACGAUGAUCAUGACGAAGAGGAGCUCCAGGAGAAUCGAAACGAGGAGGAUGACGACGGCAUGCAAACUGACACCGAAGUUUACGGUAGAUUGUCAAACAAAAUCAACAGCUGGUACAAUUCAAACAUUCUCAAAUCAACUCGAUCCGCCUUGGAUGAGAAUGUGGCCAGCUGGAACUUGGAUGAAGAAGAUGUAAUGGAGGAGGAGCAGGAGGAGGAGGAGGAAGAAAUACAAAAUGAAAGUAGCUACAUUCUAAGCUCAUCUUCUGCAACAGCAGCAGCAGCAGCAACAGAAAACCUGCAACAACUGCUAGACGAAAGCAAGAAGCUUUUAACUGAAUUUUACGGCGAUGAUUUGUUCAAAUAUUUGGAUCAAGACGACAUUGCGCAAGUUAAAAAAUUCCAUAAAUACAUUGACAUCAAAAACUACUUGCUAAGUAAAGACCACCGACCUGGUCUGGUUGAGAUCACCAACUCCCCACUACUCAAACAAUUAAUCUACAAGCUCCUUUUAAUCAAUAACCAAACUUCAACAAAUGAAAAUCAAGGAUAUUUGCCACCAUACCAGCAGCCAAUAAACAUGGGCGGAACGGACUACAUCAACUAUCUAACCAAAGAUGUCCGCCAUUACGAUCAUCUUCAACACGCCAUCGAGCCUGCCACAUUUUCCGAAACCACCGGUGGCGGAUCAUCUUUGAUCAUGUGUGGCGGAGUGGGGUUUGGAAGCAAUGCUACCUGGAAUGACAUUUAA